AUGACCGACGCCAACACCCGUGCAAUCCGGAGAAAGCUCGUCAUCGUCGGCGAUGGAGCAGCAGGAAAGACGUCACUUUUGAACGUGUUCGCCAUCGGCGAGUUCCCAGAGAACUACGAGCCAACCGUGUUUGACAACUACGUCACGGAUAUUGAGCUGGAUGGUAAGCCAAUCCAACUCGCACUCUGGGACACGGCCGGGCAGGAAGAGUACGAGCGCCUGCGUCCACUGUCGUACUCGAAGGCGCACAUUAUCCUCAUCGCGUUCUCGGUCGACACCCCAGAUAGCUUGGACAACGUGACGCAAAAGUGGAUUGAGGAGGUGCGCAGCAUCUGUGGAACCCAGAUCCCGGUGAUUCUCGUCGCGUGCAAAUCGGACUUGCGCGACCGGGCGAUCGAGAACGGGACAUACUCUGCCGAGAAUUUUAUCGACACGGAGACGGGACGACGUGUGGCACAGUCGAUCCGUGCGCGCGGGUACUACGAGACGUCUGCACUACUGAACCAGGGCGUGGACGCGGUGUUUGAGGCAGCCACCCGCGCGGCCAUGGGCGUACGCGACCAGGGCUAUGGCGGUGUCGGCGGCGAGAACACGGCGGUCGGAGGCCGCCUCCGCCCGGAGAAGGAGGAGGCCUCCGGAUGCGGCGGCACGCACACGACCCGCAUUGUCGCCAUGAUUCCCCACGGCCUCACGGCUCGCACACAUACACGUCCGCGAGCCACGUCCCUCCUUCACGAUCCUGGCCAACCCGCCGGCUGGGGCGCCGGUGCACGACGGCGCGCCUUCCUGUAUCAUAUGUCCUAG
Cutaneotrichosporon cavernicola is the source of this 804-nucleotide messenger RNA. RefSeq lists its product as uncharacterized. Gene Ontology annotation, molecular function: protein kinase binding; GTP binding; GTPase activity. Bases 1 to 804 code for a protein of 267 amino acids. The transcript has 6 exons. The record is from RefSeq and is a predicted model, not a curated record. Lineage: Eukaryota; Fungi; Basidiomycota; Tremellomycetes; Trichosporonales; Trichosporonaceae. Gene Ontology annotation, cellular component: cytosol. Gene Ontology annotation, biological process: small GTPase-mediated signal transduction.